AUGCCCAUCUACCACAUUGUUCUGUUCAAACUCAAGCCCGGGGUGACAUCAGCUCAGCUGUCGAGUUGGACCAAGGAGACAAAAGCAAUGGUCGGCAGAAUUCCGGGAUUGUUGAAGCUCGAAGUCAACAAGCCUCUGCCCUCAACAGCACACAGAGGCCAAGGCUUUGAUAUGGGGCUGGUUGCAACUCUUGAGAAGGCGGACGAUGUCAAAGUCUACGCCGAACAUCCUGUGCACCUGGCGUACGUCGAUUGCAUUCCCUCAUCAUGGACCUUCCGUGGCUCUGUGCAGGAGACCACCAAUAUACUGACAUGCACAUGA
This is a messenger RNA of Exophiala aquamarina CBS 119918, 321 nucleotides long. RefSeq lists its product as uncharacterized. The coding region runs from base 1 to 321 and encodes 106 amino acids. Lineage: Eukaryota; Fungi; Ascomycota; Eurotiomycetes; Chaetothyriales; Herpotrichiellaceae. The record is from RefSeq and is a predicted model, not a curated record. The transcript has 2 exons.